This is a messenger RNA of Gastrolobium bilobum, 519 nucleotides long. RefSeq lists its product as uncharacterized. Bases 1 to 519 code for a protein of 172 amino acids. The record is from RefSeq and is a predicted model, not a curated record. The transcript is spliced from 2 exons. Lineage: Eukaryota; Viridiplantae; Streptophyta; Magnoliopsida; Fabales; Fabaceae.
AUGGAUUUUUCUCGUUUUGAGAAACCUCCUUAUCCUAUGAAGCUCAAACAGCAAGCACAAAAGCAACAGUAUGCCAGAAAGCAUAAGUUGCAGGAUUGUGAGACAGUAGCAUUUUCUGAAGAGUGCAGUGCCAUUAUAGAGAAGAAGUUCCCACCAAAGCUUCAAGAUCCGAGAAGUUUCAACAUUUCAAUCGCGAUAGGCAACACCAAUGUUGGCCGGGCGUUAUGCGAUCUUGGAGCAAGCAUCAACUUGAUGCCGCUGUCAAUAUGCAAAGCAUUAGGACUUUCUGAACUGAAGCCAACCAUGGUCUCUUUACAACUUGCUGACCGUUCAGUAAGGAGACCUAAUGGAAUAAUAGAGGAUGUCCUAGUCAAGGUUGACAAGUUCAUCUUCCCUGCUGAUUUCAUUGUGUUGGAUAUGGAAGAAGAGAGUGAAAUACCUCUUCGGCUUGGAAGGCCGUUCUUGGCCACAGCUCGAGCUAUGAUCGAUGUUGAACAAGGAAACUUGAGUUACGAAUGA